AUGCAUAUCCUGUCUACUCUCGCCGCCAGCUUCGUCGCCUUCACCGGCGUACAAUGCCUUGGUCUCAAUUUCCCCGGCAAUGCCGCGCUCAGCGUGGCCCCAGUACUUGCUCUCGCAGCACCUGUCGCCGCUUUAGGCCCUCGAAAGGAGCAGGUAGAGGCUGCCGACAGAUGUCGGUCCAUUGAUCCUGCUCAGUGCAUGCAGGACUGA
Molecule: messenger RNA, 210 nt
Organism: Colletotrichum truncatum
Lineage: Eukaryota; Fungi; Ascomycota; Sordariomycetes; Glomerellales; Glomerellaceae
Source: RefSeq, a predicted model, not a curated record